Messenger RNA from Melanaphis sacchari, 692 nucleotides. RefSeq lists its product as uncharacterized. The transcript is spliced from 5 exons. Gene Ontology annotation, biological process: intra-Golgi vesicle-mediated transport. The record is from RefSeq and is a predicted model, not a curated record. The coding region runs from base 111 to 692 and encodes 193 amino acids. Gene Ontology annotation, cellular component: COG complex. NCBI's taxonomy places the organism in Eukaryota, Metazoa, Arthropoda, Insecta, Hemiptera, Aphididae.
AAUAAAUUUAUUAACUGACACUGUUUUUAUGUUACUUUGAACUAUUAAAACUUAAUAUUAAUUUUUUUUCUUUUGACUAUUUUGUUGUUAAAAAUUGAAUAGUCUAUGAAAUGGCUUCACCAAAUAUUUCUGAUAUAUCCAAUACACUAACAAUAUUAGAAGAUGAUUAUCUUUCCCAAUUUAUACCUAUUAAUACUGAAGAUAAAUGUAAGAAUAUUGUUGUACAGCUUACUGCAGAAGAGCAGCUGAAAAAAUUAAAUAAAGGUUUAGAAUAUGUUGACCAACUUAUAUGUGAACAAACUUAUAAUAACCAUGAAGAAUUAUUUAAUCAAGUGACUUGGACUGAAAACUUAGAAUCUAUUAUAAAUGAAAUAUCAUCACAAAUCCAGAACUUACAAUCAUCAAUUGAACUACUUAAAUGUAAAAUUGUAGAUUUAUUCGUUAAAGUUCAAACUCAAGUUAUCAUACUAAAUAGAUUACAUGGUAUUUGUGAUUUAUUAAGGAAAAUUAUGAGGACACAAAGUUUAACAUUGCAAGCACUAGACAAAGAAAAUGUUAUGUCAUCUCAUUUGAUAUUAGAAAUUAAAGAAUUAAUUGAAGAUAAAGAUUUAAAAGAAAUAACAUUUUUAAGCAAAGAUUUAAUUAAAUUAAAAAAUUUUUGUGAAAAAAAAAAUGUUAAUGGAUUGAAAUGA